This is a messenger RNA of Colletotrichum truncatum, 999 nucleotides long. RefSeq names its product nitrilase family protein. The record is from RefSeq and is a predicted model, not a curated record. Lineage: Eukaryota; Fungi; Ascomycota; Sordariomycetes; Glomerellales; Glomerellaceae. Gene Ontology annotation, biological process: L-glutamine metabolic process; oxaloacetate metabolic process. Gene Ontology annotation, molecular function: omega-amidase activity. Gene Ontology annotation, cellular component: mitochondrion.
AUGCGUCUUGCCUUCCAAACCCUCUGCACUCUAACCAGCAUUGCUUUUAAACCGUCCUCGCAACGUUUCAUUCCCUUCCGCAAGAUGUCCACAGCAGCAACCGCCGCCUCUCCGGUGCUGAAGCAGCCUGUCAAGCUGGCCUGCAUCCAACUUGCAUCCGGCGCCGAUAAGUCCGUCAACCUCGCCAAUGCACGGUCUAAGGUUCUUGAGGCCGCGUCGCAGGGCGCAAAAAUCGUCGUGCUGCCCGAGUGCUUCAACUCGCCCUACGGUUGUGACUACUUCCCCAAGUACGCCGAGACGCUACUCCCUUCGCAUCCCACCAAAGAACAGUCUCCAAGCUUCCACGCCCUGUCAGCCAUGGCCUCUGAGAGCGGUGCGUACCUCAUCGGCGGCUCUAUCCCGGAGUUGGACGAGAAUACGGGCAAGUUUUACAACACGAGCCUUAUCUUCUCGCCCAAGGGAGAGCUACUGGGGUCCCACCGCAAGGUGCACCUCUUUGAUAUCGAUAUCCCGGGUAAGAUCACGUUCAAGGAGUCCGAGGUGCUGAGCCCUGGCGACAGCGUGACUGUUGUAGACCUACCCGAGUACGGGCGCAUCUCGGUGGCCAUCUGCUACGACAUCCGCUUCCCCGAAUUGGCCAUGAUUGCGGCGCGAAAGGGGUGCUUCGCGCUGGUGUACCCCGGCGCGUUUAACCUUACCACAGGGCCGAUGCACUGGCGCCUGCUAGGUCAGGGCAGGGCGGUGGACAACCAGAUUUAUGUCGCCAUGUGCAGCCCCGCGAGGGACUUGAACGCAACGUACCACGCCUGGGGCCACAGCUUGAUCAUUGACCCAAUGGCGAAUGUUCUGGUUGAGGCGGAGGAGAAGGAGACUACGGUUACGUGGGAGCUUGACAACAUCAAGAUCGAGGAGGCGAGGAGGAAUAUUCCUAUCAACACACAGAGGCGGUUUGACGUCUAUCCCGAUGUUAGCAAGGCUAAGGUCGAUGGGAAGCCGUGA